AUGCUAAGAAAGCAGAUAAGGGUAUUAUAUUCACAUAUUGUAGUCGAAACUAGAAACGAGAAAAAAGAAAGCCUUUUCGAUUGUGAUUUACAGAUGUGGACAUUAGGACUUUUGUGGGUAGCUGCAUUAUCGCAUACGAUGAUUGCUGCAAGCCCGUUGACACUGCAGCAAUUCCUAUUGGACCUCUUCAUCACUUUUGGGCCAAUACAGGAUUUAGAGGCGGAGGCGUUCCUGCUGUCGCGCGACGUGCGCGCCGCCCUGGCGCUGCUGGCCGCAGUGCCCCAGCGCGCCCUGGGCCGCGUGCGCGUGCACUGGCUGCUGGAGCUCGUGCGCCCCGCCCACGCCGACACCGGCCGCGCCCGCCGCCGCGGACGCCCCGUGAGCAGCAGCACCGUCUCAACGCUGCUCGAUGCCGUGGAUGGAGGAAGAGGAGAUGACAUCGGAAUGCAGCGGCACGGAGGAGGCGGGGUGGGAAAAGGAUACUUUGAGGCUAACAGCACAUCCAGAGGAGGACCUGGUGGUAAGAUCGGAAAGAGGCAGCGUGGUGACGCAGGGGAUGGUGAAAGUGGUUUUUACGGAAGUAUGGGUUCCGUUCGCGAUGAAACUGACGACGAUGUCGGUGGAAGAGAGGAAAGGGACAUUGGGCACCAUGUUGCAAUGGCGCAUCUUGGAGGGGGCGGCGAGAGACGUGGAGGUCGGAGCCACUGCGGUGGUAAGAUUGAAAAGGAAUUACAUUUAGAAAACAGUAGCCUUUGCUCAGUAAGCGAGGAUGCCCGUGAGGUCGGAAGUCUGUCGGAAAGACACGGUGAACACAUUACUGCGGGUCGUGGGGAUGAGAUAAGUCGGGGAGGGAAGGGCGAUCGUCAUGGUAAGAAUAUCGGUUUGAAAGGCAAAAAUCGCGACCGCAGCCCCGAAAGUUUUCCUUCGUUCGCACAGAAGGACCGAAAGAAAAGCACGAAGGGGAAGCUCAAAGCGAACGCCACCCCGGGUGGAAUGUCCCCCAACAACAAGCGCGUCCCCGCCAAAAACAGCAGCAUCAGCGACGUCGUCGAGGUCCGGCCUCGCCGCGGCGUGGGAGAGCUGGACUGGGCGCAGCUAGACUCGCUCCUGGACUGGAUGCACGCACGCGACCUGGCGCUGGGCUUCGAGCUGAUGGGCAACCCGGCGGGCCGCUUCCGUGACCUGGCGCGCCCCGAGGAGGCCCGCGCCUGGCGCCGCUUCGUCGCGCGCCUGCUCCGGCGCUACCUCGACCGAUAUGGAUCGGAGGCCAUAGCACGCUGGAGAUUUGAAACGUGGAAUGAACCAGAUCUACGGAAGUACAACACCCUCAAUUUCACUUUACCAGGGUUCGCGCGCUACGCCCGCGCCAGCGCGGCGGGGCUGCGCGCGGGGGCGCGC
This is a messenger RNA of Gryllus bimaculatus (two-spotted cricket), 1398 nucleotides long. The record is from the annotation of a GenBank genome assembly. NCBI's taxonomy places the organism in Eukaryota, Metazoa, Arthropoda, Insecta, Orthoptera, Gryllidae.